This is a messenger RNA of Physeter macrocephalus (sperm whale), 1091 nucleotides long. RefSeq names its product GTPase NRas-like. The record is from RefSeq and is a predicted model, not a curated record. Gene Ontology annotation, biological process: Ras protein signal transduction. NCBI's taxonomy places the organism in Eukaryota, Metazoa, Chordata, Mammalia, Artiodactyla, Physeteridae. Gene Ontology annotation, cellular component: plasma membrane. The transcript has a single exon. Gene Ontology annotation, molecular function: GDP binding; GTP binding; GTPase activity.
ACUAUCAUCGGCUCCCUGGUGGGGGCUGUUCAUGGCGGUUCCGGGGUCUCCAACAUUUUUCCCGGUUGUGGUCCAAAUCUGUCCGAAGCGGAGGCAGUGGAGCUUGAGGUUCUUGCUGGUGUGAAAUGACUGAGUACAAACUGGUGGUGGUUGGAUCAGGUGGUGUUGGGAAAAGCGCACUGACAAUCCAGCUGAUCCAGAACCACUUUGUAGAUGAAUACGAUCCCACCAUAGAGGAUUCUUACCAAAAACAGGUGGUUAUAGAUGGUGAAACCUGUCUGUUGGACAUACUGGAUACAGCUGGACAAGAGGAGUACAGUGCCAUGUGAGACUAAUACAUGAGGACAGGCGAAGGCUUCCUUUGUGUAUUUGCCAUCAAUAAUAGCAAAUCAUUUGCAGAUAUUAACCUCUACAGGGAACAGAUUAAGCGUGUAAAAGACUCAGAUGAUGUACCUAUGGUGCUAGUAGGAAACAAGUGUGAUUUGCCAGCAAGGACAGUUGACACAAAACAAGCCCAUGAACUGGCCAAGAGUUACGGGAUUCCAUUCAUUGAAACCUCAGCCAAGACCAGACAGGGUGUUGAAGAUGCCUUUUACACACUGGUAAGAGAAAUACGUCAGUACCGAAUGAAAAAACUCAACAGCAGUGAUGAUGGGACUCAAGGUUGUAUGGGAUUGCCAUGUGUGGUGAUGUAACAAGAUACUUUUAAAGUUCUAGCAUCAGAAAAGAGCCAUCGUCAAGCUGCAGUGACACCUUGGUCCUGACUUCUCUGGAGGAGAAGUAUUCCUGUUGCUAUCUUCAGUCUCACAAAGAAGCUCCUGCGAUUUCCCCAACUCUCAGUAGAUCAGUAUAAUAUUCUCUAUUUGAGAAGUUCUCAGAGUAACUACCUCCUCAGUUGGUUGUCUGACCAGAGAAAUGAACCUCUUGUUACUGCCAGUAUUUCUCCACCCUGGGUUCUCCCCGAGCACACACAAACAAACCUCUGCCACCCCAGGUUUUUCAUCUGAAAAGCAAUUAAUGCUCUGAAACAGAGAACCAAACUGUAGAAACAUGAAAUUCUGUAGAAAACAAUGUCUUGAGCUCUGAAGUAG